Messenger RNA from Asterias rubens (European starfish), 731 nucleotides. RefSeq names its product C-type lectin domain family 4 member M-like. Bases 104 to 448 code for a protein of 114 amino acids. The record is from RefSeq and is a predicted model, not a curated record. NCBI's taxonomy places the organism in Eukaryota, Metazoa, Echinodermata, Asteroidea, Forcipulatida, Asteriidae. The transcript is spliced from 2 exons.
CGGAGGGACACCUACCGGAGGGACACCUACCGGAGGGACACCUACCGGAGGUACACCGCCAUGCCCCCCUACUUGGAGCCAGUUGCAAGGCAAAUGCUACAAGAUGCCUGGUGCCGGCGUUGCAUUGAAAGAGGGCAAGCAGAUUUGUGUUGAGUUGGGUGGGGCGAUGGUUGUCCCUCAGUCCACAAAAGAGUUACAAACCAUCCUCAACAUGUGCAGUUGCAGCAGUUUCUGGAUUGAUUGCAACGACAUUCAAGAAGAAGGUACCUGGGUGUGUUCAGAUGGUGAAGGUACUAUUGACAAGCAGGACAAGAGAUGGAUGAAUGGUCAGCCAGAUAGUAACAAUGGCAAUGAAGAUUGCGCUGUAGGCCGGAUUGCAGGCUGGCACAAUUGGGGUUGUGGAACAACACACAAGUUAAUCUGUCAGCGUCCAGUACGAGCACUGUAGCUCCUGUGAAAGGUUGCUCAAUAUUCUGGGCAAGUUAAUCUGUCAGCGUCCAGUACGAGCACUGUAGCUCCUGUGAAAGGUUGCUCAAUAUUCUGGACAAGUACCUUUUUAUGAGAGGGCACAUUGCCAAUUUUCUCAAAUGUUGUCAUUUGGAAUCUGUUCCUUAUCCCAUUUUUAGGGUUGUUUAUGCACAAAACACCAAUCGUGUAUUUAUAAUUAGUGAGAUAUCAAUAUUGAUAUCUGAAACAAAAAGUCGCAUCCCCUUAACCCUUUAGUCCCUGCA